Messenger RNA from Gryllus bimaculatus (two-spotted cricket), 552 nucleotides. Lineage: Eukaryota; Metazoa; Arthropoda; Insecta; Orthoptera; Gryllidae. The record is from the annotation of a GenBank genome assembly.
CUUCUCAACGAGGCUAAGAACAGCGAGGAGAAGGCCAAGAAGGCCAUGGUCGACGCCGCCCGUCUCGCCGACGAGCUGCGCGCCGAGCAGGACCACGCUCAGACGCAGGAGAAGCUGCGCAAGGCGCUGGAGACCCAGAUCAAGGAACUGCAGGUCCGACUGGACGAGGCCGAGGCGAACGCGCUCAAGGGCGGCAAGAAGGCCAUCCAGAAGCUGGAGCAGCGCGUGCGCGAGCUGGAGAACGAACUGGACGGCGAGCAGCGAAGGCACGCCGACGCCCAGAAGAACCUGCGCAAGAGCGAGCGCCGCAUCAAGGAGCUCAGCUUCCAGGCCGAGGAGGACCGCAAGAACCACGAGCGCAUGCAGGACCUGGUUGACAAGCUGCAGCAGAAGAUCAAGACCUACAAGAGGCAGAUCGAGGAGGCCGAGGAAAUCGCCGCCCUCAACCUGGCGAAGUUCCGCAAGGCGCAGCAGGAGCUCGAGGAGGCGGAAGAGCGCGCGGACCUCGCGGACCAGGCCAUCGCCAAGUACCGCGCCAAGGGACGAGGUGGC